This is a messenger RNA of Daphnia magna, 6030 nucleotides long. RefSeq lists its product as uncharacterized. Gene Ontology annotation, molecular function: nucleic acid binding. NCBI's taxonomy places the organism in Eukaryota, Metazoa, Arthropoda, Branchiopoda, Diplostraca, Daphniidae. Gene Ontology annotation, biological process: DNA integration. The record is from RefSeq and is a predicted model, not a curated record. The transcript has 3 exons. Bases 1 to 6030 code for a protein of 2009 amino acids.
AUGGCUACUCAAGAUGAGCUUCGUGAUGCUGAUUUGAUCGUUACCGCUCCUGAUGCUGUUAUUCGAGGCCUUUCGCCGACUCGCUCGUUCACCUCGGAUUCGACAAGUCGUCUCGAUCCUGCAACCUUGAUCAGCAAACGUUCCCAUCAUCGAAGGAAUUUCACCCGCAACGUGAAUAAAUUCAAGAUGGUGAUUCACGAGACAAGUCCUUCAAUCUACUCAAACGAUCUCAUCACGAAGGCCAACGAUCAUUAUGAGCAAUGUAUGUAUUACCAUCAUCGUUAUUGUGCAAAAUUAGGUGUCACCGACGACACUUGGUUGGAGAAUUUGCGUCAUGAUUAUAAUACGGCUCAUGAAGAAUUUGCCGCAGCCCGUCGCCCCGGCCAUGAUUCCGAACAACCAGCGCCUAGAGCAACGACCCGCACUAGAGCUCAAGUUCGCCCCAGUUCUGUCGAGUCAACCCGUCAACCCGAGUUCGCCCCGCUGGAUGUGCCCGUCAGCACAUCUCGCCCCGGUGUGGUUGAGUCGACCCGUCAACCCGAAUCUGCCUCGCGGGGUGUGCCUACCAGUACAUCCCACCAUUCCCGUGAGGAAGAUGUCUCUCGUACCGAAGUGGUUGUCGAUCCCGUUAGUGGCAGUCGUCAUCAGGCUGAGGGUAGCCGCCCGUCUUCUUUGGCCAGCUCAAGGUCUUCGGUUGCCGCCAGCAUUUCGUCUUCUCAUCGUUCGCGGAGCUCUACCCUUUCGGCUCUGACUAGAGAACGCCUUGCUGCCGAACUCGACCUUGAACUGGCACGCAAGCGGCGAGAAGAAGAAAAGAAUGAAAAUGACCUUCUGGACGAGCUAGCCCGUAAGUUACGUGAUGAGAAGAUUCGUAUCGGGGCCAAACGAAAGGAACGGAAAAUCGAGGAAGAAAUCGCACGUCUUCGUAUGAACGAGAAGUUGUCAAAGAGGUCUGUUCGUUCGCCUUCGCCGACCUCCUUGAGUUCUUUCAGUGAACCAGAUGACGAUAUCCAUAUUCCGUUGCCGAAGAGUAAGCCUCGUGACAAAGUGCUGCUUCCCACCGGGCCAUCCGACAAGAGCGCAGAUAGCUGGAUCGACGAUCUGGGACAGAAACCGACGGCCUUACCCGCUGCAGCGCCCAUGCCUUGGAUGUUUGGAGGUUCGGCCCCGUUCACGUGUAGGACACCGUUUGAUGGCGACCCUCGAGAUUGGCUUCUCUUUGCCUCAAGAUUUCGAGCCCUCGUCCACGACGUCAUUCCGAACGAUGCCCAGAGUUUGGCCAUUCUUACCGAGUGGGUUGGCCCUAGCGUUUUUCGCCGCAUCUCCCCAUUGUUAAAGGCUCCUCGUGGGUACACUGCAGUUCUUGCCUAUCUUAAAGAGCACUACGGUUCGAGCAAGCAGAUCGCUCGCUGUCAAAUACACGAUCUUCUUAGUCUUCCCUUCGUCAAGCCGGGUGAUCGCCAGGCGCUUGAAAGUUUUUCUGAUCAGCUGCACGGAACUGUUGUGGUGUUGGAACAAGGGGGAUUGGAGCACGAUCUUAAGAGUGCUGCUAAUCUUGAUGGGGCAGUACAGAAGCUGCCACUUGUCUUUCGCCAUCGCUGGGCCCGUUACGCAAGUAAGCGUUUACCGAAAGGUGUCGACCUUAGCGACUUGGAUCGGUUCAUGGAAGAGGUCGUGGAAGAGGAGCGGAUGGCUCGUUCGGCAUUCGAGUUGGCGCCUAAGAUUGAUCUUCGUGAAAAGCGUGUUACGUUUCCCAAGCCAGCCGUUGAAAAGCACCCUUCAAGUAGACCUGCAAUUCUGAAACCGCCACCCGUUCGGCCACCCCCUACCAUCUUAGCCACCCAAGUAGCGAAAGACGUAGAUGUCGAGUGUCCAGGCUGCGGCGGCGCUCAUCGACUUGUUUCUUGCCCCGAAUUACAGAGGAAGUCACCGAGUGAACAAACGCUGGUGGCGAAGGAGAAAGGCGUAUGUUUCAACUGUUUUGGAGGAAAGCACCGCAGUGCGGAUUGUCGUUCAAAACCCGCUUGUGAAUCCACGGGAUGCCGUGCACGUCAUCAUUCGCUGUUGCAUGGUACGGAGAGAGUUUUUCCUGAGAAAAGCACACCUCGUCAGUUCCCGUCUCCCGUCGGAGGCCAAGAAUGUUUUCAAGGACCUCAAACACUCGCCAUUGCUCCCCGUCUGACAUCUGAUGUUCUCUUGGCCGUGGUUCCCGUCCGACUUCGUGCGGGUUGCCGGACUCUUGACGUUUUCGCCCUGCUCGACACCGGGAGCCAAGCUACCCUUCUGCGUGAAGACGCGGCUAAUGCGCUUGGUCUUACGGGCCGGCCACGCAAAAUUUGUUUUGGAACCUUCCAUGGAAAAGAUCCGGUCGUCGAGACUCGUCUUGUGGGCUUCUCCGUUUCGUCGCUAGAGGGAGACCAAAGCUACAAGGUUUCCGACGGCUUUGUUGUGCCUCGUCUAAAUGUUGGGCAACGCAAGAUAAAAGAUGUUCUCGCUUCGUUCGAUUAUCUUCGUGACCUCAACUUUCCUGCUCGAGACGCUGGUGAAGUCCGGAUUUUGAUCGGGAUGGACGUUCAAGACGCCCAUCUAAACAUCGAGGUUCGUCGCCCUCCAACUGGAGUUCGGGGCCCUAAUGCUGUGCUCACCCCAUUUGGCUGGUGCGUUGUUGGGAGGACCUAUCCAUUACCGGCAGUGGAAGAUCCAAGCAUAAAUUUCGUUAAGCUGGGAAUGAUCGAGCAGCUGGAAGAGUGCGUCGAAAGGUUUUGGAAAACCCAAUCUCUCCCAGUUCGUGAGGCCCCCAGUACAUUUAUGUCGUCGUCAGACCGUGCCGCAAUGGACCAACUCGAGUCGACCAUUCGGCACACUGGAACGCGUUACGAAGUAGGUUUGCCCGUUCGCCCGCAUUGCCCGAAGUUGCCGGACAACAAAGAGUUUGCACGUCGCAAGUUCUUCGCAUUGGAGAGGAGACUUCUUUUAGACAACGACCUUCGCCAAGCAGUUACGGCGCAGAUGAAGGAGGUGUUUUGCAGCGGCCACGCAGUGAAAGUCACUUCUACAGCUCCCGGUUCCAAGGUGUGGUUCCUACCUUAUCAUCCGGUUCGACAUCCAACGAAGCCCAGCAAGAUUCGUCUCGUUUACGACGCUGCUGCCCGGUUUAAAGGAACCGCGAUCAACGACAUCCUGCUGAAAGGUCCGGAUCUCACCACGCAGUUAUUGGCCGUGCUGCUUCGGUUCCGUGAAAGGAGAAUUGGCGUUACUGCGGACAUUGCGAAAAUGUUUUAUCAAGUGCUGCCUGGAACCGAAGAUCCCAUCCAGGAAUUCCAGAUGACGGUGCACAUUUUCGGUGCUGUCUCAUCGCCAACGGUUUGCAGCUUUGCCCUUCAGCGCCUCGAAAAGGAUGCGCCCGAACACCUGAAGGAAGUCGCGAGGCGUAUUCGUUCCAGCUUUUAUGUGGACAACCUGUUGUCGUCGUUCGACGAAGUGGAUGAAGGCGUUUCCAUCAGUCAGCAGCUGGUUGAACUACUCAAGCUCGGUGGUUUCGACCUCGUCCAGUUUCUGAGCUCUUCGCGUUCGUUGUUGGACCAACUUCCGUCUUCCUCUCGUCUGGUUCCUGAGCUCGAUCUAGAUUUCGACGAUUUGCCCACCGAGCGCACGUUGGGGUAUCUGUGGAUUUAUGAGCGAGACGAGUUCGUUUUCCGUUUUAAGAAGACAGAAGAGGCCUUUUCAAAACGCUCGAUUCUUUCUGCAAUUUCGAGCAUCUAUGAUCCCCUUGGUCUCCUAGCACCCGUCGUUUUGGUGGCGAAAAUCAUCCUUCAGGACAUCUGGCGACUCAAAGGUGGCUGGGAUGAGAUUCUGCCCGCCGAUAUUCUGAAUCGUUGGGGGCGCUUUGUGGAACAUCUGCCGAUGCUCGAACUGCUGAACAUUCCGAGAAGUUUCUUGACUAGCCCCCAGUCGGCGUAUCGUUCUUUUCAGUUGCACGCUUUUUCGGACGCAUCGAAAGACGGUUUCGGUGUUGUAAUUUAUCUUCGAGCUGAAACCUCUGGCGAGGUCGAAGUCUCUUUCGUAAUGGCAAAAGUAAGAGUUGCUCCUAUCCAUCAGCUUUCGAUUCCGAAGAUGGAGCUUCAAGGUGCUUUGCUAGCAGUCAGGUUAGCAAACUAUCUGUUGAAGGAGCUGACUCUGCCCAUAUCGAAUGUGUUUUUCUGGGUUGAUGCGAUGACUGUUGUUCGAAUAGCUGAGAUCCUGGAUUCAACGACCCCUCUGCAAUGGAGACAUGUUCCUGGUGCACUUAACCCAGCAGACGAAUGCAGUCGUGGUCUCUGUCCGUCCGAGCUCGAUCCAAAUCAUCGCUGGUACCGUGGACCUGAGUUUCUAGUUUUGCCAUCCGAGCAAUGGCCGGCCCAGAUUCCAGCUACUGAACUGAUCGACCAUGAAGACGAGUCUAUUGGCUGUUUCCUAAUCGCCAAUCCUAGCGGGCCAGUAGAUGACGUUGUGGCACGAGCCGAUAAUCUAGAUCACCUAAUUCGCAUCGCCGCUUGGAUUGAAAGAUUCGUUCGCAACAUCCAGAUUCUCGUUCAUCGGAGACGUGCCAGAGAAAGGUCUAUUCUGGAUGGCAAUCAUGAAGAAGCAGUGACCGGACAAAGUGAGCAGUUGAAAACGGGCCGACAGCAGAGUGCGGACGAGCUGAAGUCAGCCCGUCGCCUUUUAAUUCGUGUUUCGCAGCGCGACUCCUUCCCUGACGAUUUAAGCAGUUUGCGGAAGGCGAAGUCCGUUCGCCCGGAGUCUCGGUUGCUGAAACUGGCCGUUUAUCUAGAUGACGCCGGAAUCAUUCGUGUUGGUGGCCGCCUCGAAAAUGCCCCCAUCAGCGCUGAAGCCCGUCAUCCUGCCGUUCUGGAACCCAAGCAUCCGCUCACCCGAUUGCUCAUACGCUGGGCGAAUAUUUCCGUGGCUCAUGGACGAGCUGAUCGCACUCUUGCGGAAGUUCAUGCUCGCUACUGGGUUUUGAAAGGACGCCAAGCAACAAAGUCGGUCAUCACGACUUGCCUGUACUGUUCCCGCAUGAGAGCCAAGCCGUUUCAGCCGAUGAUGGCCCCGCUUCCAGCGGAGCGGGUCCAACCGUUCAGCCCUCCAUUUACCCGUAUUGGAGUGGACUACCUUGGUCCUUUCCCUAUUUCAAUUGGCCGGCGAACAGAAAAUCGUUGGAUUGCACUUUUUACCUGCCUCUCCACCCGUGCUAUCCAACUCAAAAUUACCCCGUCCAUGGAUGUGGAUUCCUUUUUAAUGGCUUUUACCCGUUUCGUCAGUCGUCGGGGUGCCCCGACCGAUGUUUUUAGCGACAACGGUACCAAUCUGACAGCAGGAGAACGUGAGCUGCGUGAGGCGGUUACCCGCCUUAACGACGUGAAAAUCGCUGACCAACUUGCUCAGAAAGAGAUUCGUUGGCACUUCUCCCCGCCUGCUGCCCCGCAUUUCGGAGGUGUUUGGGAGCGUCUGGUUCGCUCGUGCAAGGAGGCCCUGCGCGCUAUCCUCGGUCAGCAGACGGUGAAGGAGGAAACCUUUGCAACGGUCGUCAUCGAAGUUGAGGGCCUACUCAACAAUCGACCGCUGACGGAUCUAGGUGCAGACCCGCAAGAAUUCGAGCCGUUAACCCCGAAUCAUUUUUUGUUGGGGCGCCCCAAUCCCCACUUGCCCGCUGACGUCAUCGACCCGGAAAUCAAAUGUUUUCGCCGAAGAUGGUUUCAUGCACAGCAGAUCGUGGAUCAGGUGUGGAGCCGGUGGUUACGGGAAUACCUGCCGACCCUCACAACCCGCAACAAAUGGACCCGAUCGCAAAACAACUUGGAGGUGAACGACAUGGUGCUUAUGGUGGAUCCAAAGUCGCCGCGCGGACACUGGCAAAUAUGUCAUGUUGCCAGAGUUUUACUUGGCUCUGAUGGUGUAGUACGCGCGGCCGAAAUCAUAACGAAGUCCGGCAAGACCUACACCCGCCCGGUUGUGCGAUUAUGUCGCUUGGAAGCCUUUAGUGCUGCUUAA